GACCACACCGCAGUGAGCCUCGAAGGCCAGGAGCGCUCACUGAGGAUCUGCUCCGCAUACAUGGGGCAUGAACAACCAGACCCCCCUCCACACGCGCCUCUUCGGGCUCUAAUCGCAGACUGCUCGGCCAAGGACAUCGGCCUAAUUGUGGGGUGUGAUGCCAAUGCACAUCACUGUCAGUGGGGAAGCACUGACACGAACGAAAGGGGUGAGUACCUUUUCAGUUACUUACUGACCACACAGAUGGUCUUAUUAAACCGGGGUAGUGAUCCCACCCUUAUCAUUAAAAACCGCAAGGAGGUCCUGGACCUCACGCUUGCCUCUCAUGAGAUACAGCGUAACAUUGUAUCCUGGAGGGUCCUGGAAGAGCACUCCUUCUCGGACCACAGGUACGUGGAAACUGUCUUCUCCUUCUCAGUGUCGAAGCCAGUCCAAUUCCGGAACAUCAGGCGGACAAACUGGACUCGGUAUUCUGACUACCUCUGUCGUGUUCUCCCUGAGCCCCCAUCUGAGGAGGAGUUCUCCACGGAGGCCACGACUCGUCUUCUUAAGAUCUUUACCGACGCCUGCAAUAAGGCGCUCGACAAAGCAUGCCCCUCUGGCAAGAACAGAGGCCGGAAGAAACCUGAAUGGUGGAAUCCGAAACUGGGUGAACUCCGGAAAGCCUCCCGGAGACUCUUCAAUAAAGCUGCUGAAAACGUUGAGCAAAACUGGGCCGAGUACAAAGCCAGUCUGUCAACCUACAACAAAGAACUUAGAAUAGCCAAACGCGCCUCCUGGCGUAAGUUCUGCAGCGAAAUCGAGAGUAACUCAGAAGCCUCACGCUUGCGCAGAGUUCUCUCGAAGACAACACCCACCCUGGGCUACUUGAAGAACACCGACCAGUCGUGGACUACGUCCAGCGAGGAGUCGCUAAAUCUUCUCCUAAAUACCCACUUCCCUGGCUGCGAUGAAAACAGACCCAACUACCUCGCGCCUCCUUCCGUCGCCUCAAAUGCCAUCCUGAGACUGCUAAGCCAGGAGAACAUUUCCUGGGCGAUCAGAAGUUUUAAACCCUACAAGUCCGCGGGGCCAGACGGCAUUUUCCCUGCCCAACUGAUUCACGCGGGACACAAAGCCAUUAACUGGCUCAAAAUAAUCUACGAGGGAAUCUUCUCCCACGGGUGCAUUCCUGACACCUGGCUUCAGACCAAAGUCGUAUUCAUACCCAAGGCAGGCAAGCCCUCGCACACUGCCCCAAAUGAUUUCAGACCCAUAAGUCUAUCGUCUUUUCUUCUAAAGGCGAUGGAGCGGCUCCUG
Messenger RNA from Drosophila pseudoobscura, 1299 nucleotides. RefSeq lists its product as uncharacterized. The transcript is spliced from 2 exons. The annotation marks the transcript as partial. The record is from RefSeq and is a predicted model, not a curated record. Lineage: Eukaryota; Metazoa; Arthropoda; Insecta; Diptera; Drosophilidae. Gene Ontology annotation, molecular function: catalytic activity.